AUGGAAUCGCCAUUUCCUCCCUCAUCCUCAUCUCCUGGCGAUGGCCGCAUCGUCGUUGGCCUGCUCCCCGCAGGUGAAAGCGGUCUUGAAGCUAUGACCUACCAGUAUCCCCUAAAGCUGAUAUCACCGGCUCCUUCGUCAAACCAGCCAAGUACGCUGGUGUUCCUGUUGUCUUAUGGCGGCGGUCUUGUUGCUGGAGAUGGUAUAAAUCUGACCGUCCACGUCAAGCCGGAGGCGAAACUCAGCAUCGCUACCCAAGGCCACACAAAGAUCUUCAAGUCACCUACAGCAGACGUCAUUACAAGUCAAAACUUGGAGGUUACUAUAGACAACAACGCUUCAAUGUGCCUUCUGCCAGACCCCGUUCAGCCAUUUGAAGAUAGCGUAUAUGCCCAGAAGCAAAUAUUCAAGCUCCAACAGCAAGCAUCUCUCUGUCUUUUGGACUGGGUUACUCAAGGACGCGUGUCCCGUGGUGAGAACUGGAGCUUUAGGAAAUGGUCAGGACGUAACGAAAUAUGGUUACAAGAUCCUGAGAUGACUUCUGCCGACAGACUCCUUGUCCGAGACUCCAUCGUCCUGUCCAGGGAAGCAAGCAAAUCCGUUGGCCGAACGCUUCCAGAAAUGAUGCAGCAUAUGGCGAUAACAGGAACCCUCAUUCUGCGGGGGACUAAAACAAAAUCGUUGGGAGAGUUCUUCCAAACUGAGUUUGCUGCCCUUCCCCGCAUUGGUGCCCGAGAUUUUCGAUCGCCAGAAGCAAUGGCACAGGACAAAACAAAUACUUCGGACCUCGACCGUUGGCGGUUGCAGAGAUUGGACAAUGAGAAGGAGGGUGGUGUUCUCUGGUCUGCAGCCAACGUUCGAGGUUGUGUGGUUGUUAAAUUCGGGGCAAAAACUGUAGAAGCAGGAAGAGAAUGGAUUGGGUCAAUGCUCGUUCAAGAGGGGAGCAUUGCUUCAGAGUUUGGAGACAAAGCGUUGAUGUGUCUUCGAUGA
Messenger RNA from Fusarium pseudograminearum CS3096, 990 nucleotides. RefSeq lists its product as uncharacterized. The transcript has a single exon. Bases 1 to 990 code for a protein of 329 amino acids. Gene Ontology annotation, molecular function: nickel cation binding. Lineage: Eukaryota; Fungi; Ascomycota; Sordariomycetes; Hypocreales; Nectriaceae. The record is from RefSeq and is a predicted model, not a curated record.